AGCGGGACUACCACAGCUUGUGUGAGAAGCAGCCCAUAGGCCGCUUGCUCUUCCGGCAGUUUUGUGAAACCCGGGUGGAGCUGAUGCGCUGUGUCAAGUUUCUGGAUGCUUUGGUAGAGUAUGAAGUGGCGCCUGAUGAAAAACGGAAGGAGUGUGGGCAGAUCCUGAUUGAGACAUACCUGAGCUCUAAGGGUGUGGACCAUGUUCCUGAAGUUCCCUCACAUCUAGUAAAUCUGUGCUCAGAGCGACUGGAGCAGGAGCCAUGUAAAGAGCUCUUUAAGGAAUGUACCAAGCUCAUCCACGACUACCUGAGUGUGGCACCUUUUGCUGACUACCUUGACAGUAUCUACUUCAGUCGUUUUCUGCAAUGGAAAUAUCUUGAAAG
This is a messenger RNA of Gekko japonicus, 385 nucleotides long. RefSeq names its product G protein-coupled receptor kinase 6-like. NCBI's taxonomy places the organism in Eukaryota, Metazoa, Chordata, Lepidosauria, Squamata, Gekkonidae. Gene Ontology annotation, molecular function: G protein-coupled receptor kinase activity. Gene Ontology annotation, biological process: protein phosphorylation; regulation of signal transduction. The transcript has 4 exons. The record is from RefSeq and is a predicted model, not a curated record. The annotation marks the transcript as partial. Gene Ontology annotation, cellular component: plasma membrane; cytoplasm.